Molecule: messenger RNA, 4179 nt
Organism: Nothoprocta perdicaria
Lineage: Eukaryota; Metazoa; Chordata; Aves; Tinamiformes; Tinamidae
Gene: PTDSS1
Product: phosphatidylserine synthase 1
Exons: 13
Coding region: 1-1425 (474 amino acids)
Biological process (GO): phosphatidylserine biosynthetic process
Molecular function (GO): L-serine-phosphatidylethanolamine phosphatidyltransferase activity
Source: RefSeq, a predicted model, not a curated record
AUGGCGGCGUGCGUGGGGAGCCGGACCCUGAGCAAGGACGACGUGAACUACCGGCUGCACUUCCGCAUGAUCAACGAGCAGCAGGUGGAGGACAUCACGCUGGAGUUCUUCUACCGGCCGCACACCAUCACCCUGCUCAGCUUCACCAUCCUCAGCCUCAUGGCCUUCGCCUUCACGAGGGAUGAUUCUGUCCCAGAGGAUAAUAUUUGGAGGGGUAUUCUCUCUGUGAUUUUCUUCUUUUUAAUCAUCAGUGUUCUAGCUUUUCCCAAUGGACCUUUUACUCGCCCGCACCCUGCAUUAUGGAGAAUGGUUUUUGGUCUCAGUGUGCUCUAUUUUCUCUUCCUGGUGUUUGUGCUCUUCCUUAACUUUGAGCAAGUAAAAGCAGUAAUGUACUGGCUGGACCCUAAUCUCCGAUAUGCCACAAGGGAAGCAGAUAUUAUGGAAUAUGCUGUGAACUGCCAUGUUAUCACCUGGGAGAGAAUCCUCAGCCACUUCGAUAUUUUUGCUUUUGGGCAUUUCUGGGGCUGGGCCAUGAAGGCCUUGCUGAUUCGCAGCUAUGGGUUGUGCUGGACUAUUAGYAUCACCUGGGAGCUCACUGAGCUCUUCUUCAUGCAUCUCCUGCCUAAUUUUGCGGAAUGCUGGUGGGAUCAAGUCAUUUUGGACAUCCUGCUUUGCAACGGGGGUGGCAUCUGGUUGGGCAUGGUAGUUUGUCGUUUCUUGGAGAUGAGGACCUAUCACUGGGCGAGCUUCAAGGACAUUCACACGACCACAGGGAAAAUCAAGCGAGCUGUGUUGCAGUUCACCCCAGCCAGCUGGACCUACGUUCGCUGGUUUGACCCCAAGUCUUCAUUUCAAAGAGUGGCUGGAGUCUACCUUUUCAUGAUCAUCUGGCAGCUGACUGAGUUAAACACCUUCUUUUUGAAACAUAUCUUUGUAUUCCAAGCAAGCCACCCUUUAAGCUGGGGGAGAAUUCUCUUUAUAGGAAUUAUCACAGCACCCACUGUAAGGCAGUACUACGCCUACCUCACAGAUACCCAGUGCAAGAGGGUGGGAACUCAGUGCUGGGUGUUUGGGGUUAUUGCCUUCCUUGAAGCCAUUGUGUGCAUAAAGUUUGGACAAGAUCUUUUUUCCAAAACACAAAUACUCUAUGUUGUGUUUUGGCUUCUUUGUGUGGCCUUUACAACUUUCCUGUGUUUAUAUGGCAUGGUUUGGUAUGCGGAAUACUAUGGCCACCGAGAAAAGACCUUGUCAGAAAGUGAAGACAGCCCGUACAGUCCAGACGCUUCCUGGCUUCAUUCUAAAUUCAGUAAAGCAGGUGCUGACAAUAGCCCACCAAAAGCUGCAGCCAAUAACGAAAGCCAUUCGUCUAGAAGAAGGAACCGUCACUCCAAAUCAAAAGUAACCAAUGGAAUUGGGAAGAAAUAAGAAUAAUCUCGGAAGAUGUCCUGCAGUGUGACCAGAGAUGACAGAGGAAAUUGGACCUGACUCUGAGUUUCUGAGUGGGAGAUUGAUUUUAAAUUUAAAAUUUAGAAAAAGAGCUGUGGAAGAAAGCAACCAGCUUUUUAGCAACGCACAGGGCCUCGUGUCUUUGGAGACGGAGCCACCAAUGUAUUGCAAAUCACUGCCUGCUGUCAUGUGCCAUUCACUGAAUUAAAUCUAAUUUCUUCAGCAUGUGGCACCUAAAGCUACUGAAGAAUAUGCUGGAAAGAAAAAUAGUUUUGUUAGAGCAGGUGCACUCUGUUUUAUGUCCAGGUUUUGCAAGUGAGGUUUUAAUAUCUUAGCUGAGGACAUCAACACGAAGGUUAGUAAGCUGAUAAGCAGCUGGCAUGGUUGGUUGGAUUUUUUUAUGUUGCUGCAGUUUUGUUUAGUUGUUAUCUAGAAAAGUACACAAUCUUUUGAGUAAAAGCACCUCUGCCCUUCUUUAUCAGUCUGACAACUAAACUUUUCCAUUCAACAGUUAGUCCAUAAAAAUUCCAUGCUUGUAUCCAGCUGCUCACUUCUAUUGAAAUGCUCUUUCAACCUGGUGACAAGGUUUUACCAGCUAUGAAAUGGGUCCAUAUUUCUUUCAAAGGAUGCUGUUUGCCCUUCAUAUAGGAUUCUUCUUCCCUUCUGCUGGAUUGUUAAAUAUUCAGUUCUUUUAAGUUUUUUUUUUUAAUAUCUUUAUGAAAAUCUGUUGGAAAGUAGAGAGCUGCACCUCCUGCCCUCAGGGACAGAUGUUGUGUCAUUUAGUGGGUCUUCUUUUUGUACAGAGGCAUGGAUUGCAUCUUGAAGUGCACGUUACCACGUGUGUCCUUCUAUCAGCUACACUGCAUUUUGUACAAGRGUCCUCUCCACUUUCCUUUGAUUUGCCUCUGCCUCAGCUGUAACCAAGAAAUCCCAAGGCCUUUGAUUUUUAGAAACUGCUUUGAAGGCUCUGAUGCCCUCUUAAGCCUGAUGAGGAGCAGUUUUUCACUGAAUUUAAGUUUCCUACAACUCAUAUAAACAAAUCUGUGCAGACUUGUGCUCUUCAGUGUCUGAAAGAUAGCUUGAUACUACUGCCAUAUCCCAUGUGAUUUCAGUAUUUCCUAACAUGCAAUCAGGUAACUGACAGUGAAGUGACUCCCUUGUGUAGUUUUUUCUGGAGACAGUGCUAAUUAGCACUAAAGUGGCUAAUUGUCCAGCAGUGAAUGUAGUGAUUAAGCCAGAGGUAAAUGUGCAAGAGCAAUCAGUUUUUAUAUUAAGUUAUCAAAAUCCUUUUGUGCCAACUAGAUUUUGGGGAUUCAUGGGGUUCAGAGAGGUGGGUAGAUUAAGCAUGGAUAAAUGAUAUCCAUUAGUCAAUUGUUUUCAGAAUAAACUGGCAUUUCCUUUUUCUAUGAAUAAUGUUACUGUGAUUUGCCAUAGAGUAUAUACUAAAAAUAAUGCAGCAGAGACUUUAUACAAGUGUAUAAUACUGUAAAUAGAAAAAACGGAGCCCAYGUAAUCCAUAAAAUUUGUAUGUGCCAGGAUUAUCAACAUUUUCAAUGCACUUACUGUAUUGCUACUGAACUAUGUUUCCCAUCUCCCUUUUCAGUCGAACCCAAUGUGUACAACGUCAGAACUAACUUAUAGCUGCUAUAGCAUCGUUGCUAAAGUGACAUUAAAUGUUACAUGAGAAAAAUGAUAGGAACAUUUUCACUUUCCUACAAGUACUCUGCUUUCAUCCACAUUAGCAAUCCCUUUGUAUUGUCCCCAUUUGUGGUGUGCUGUGUAUUGACGAAUGUAUUUGUAGCUUUCUUUGGAUAUGCAGCCUUGUUAAUUUUUUAAUUGUCUUGGUUAAUACUUCAGUCUGUGUAAGACUGAAGAACGACAUUGUAAAUUUUCUAUUGACUCAAUACCAAAGCAAGAGGUUGGAAGUUCAAAGAUAUUUUAAGGAUAUUUUAAGUACCUUUUUUUUGAAAAAAAGGUGAGAGCCUGUUUUGUACUGCAGAGUAUAUAUGCACCAGUUGUGUAUACAGCACAUACCUGUGCAAGCAGGUGCUGAAGUGCGGUGUCUCUUUGCAAGCACACGUUUUGUGAAUGCAGAACUAGUGCUCACACUGCUGCAUCGCACCCGAAGAAUAUUAAAAAGGCAAAUAUGAAGUGUCAGCUUGCUGGAAGUUGACUCCUGUGUGCUACCACAACAGCAGAGGCCUUGAAGAAAUGUUGUUUGACAACACUUUUCCCAUGCUGUUUUAUUUUGUACUUUUAUUUUACUACUUUUAAAGGAGGGGAGGGAGCUGGGGAGAGGGAAAACCAAGUAAAUUUCUCAAGUGCUUCUUGGAAAAUGGUACUUUGUGUCCUCUGUCAGCAGUUCUGGUUGGAAUUCACAUGUGUUCACACAAGUCCUCUGCUCACUGACAGCUGCGGUUUCUGUCCCAUCUUUGGAAGUGAACUUUGCAGAAGCAAACGGGGGAAAGGUGCUCUUGAUCACUGCUGUGAAUCUCAAGUGAUCCCAAUUUUAUCGUCUCCUGCACUAUUGCUGAAUUUUGUGUGUGUGCAACACCUAAAAUGACAAAUCACAGAGCUGUUUAGCAACUAGCACCCAUGUAUGAAGUCUGCUGCUUGAACAGUAUUUUGUAGUAGUCAAGGAUGCACUGUCCUCUUUUUAACUGCUUGUUCUGUCUCGUUCUCUUCUCCUUACUUUCCUGCUUCUGAUGUCUUUUCUGUGACUCUGUCCUCUCG